Messenger RNA from Priceomyces carsonii, 1569 nucleotides. It is a transcript of the gene ALD5, whose product is annotated as aldehyde dehydrogenase (NAD(P)(+)). NCBI's taxonomy places the organism in Eukaryota, Fungi, Ascomycota, Pichiomycetes, Serinales, Debaryomycetaceae. The record is from RefSeq and is a predicted model, not a curated record. The coding region runs from base 1 to 1569 and encodes 522 amino acids. Gene Ontology annotation, molecular function: aldehyde dehydrogenase (NAD+) activity. The transcript has a single exon.
AUGUUCAAGAAUACAGUUACGAAGAAUUUGAUUAAUUCAAAACGGGUAACCGCAAAGGCCAUGUCGAGAUUAUAUUCCAACUUACCCUUAUCAGUACCGGUCACGUUACCUAAUGGGACAACAUACGAGCAGCCAACUGGUUUGUUUAUUAACAACGAGUUUGUCUAUCCCAAGCAGAAAAAGACAUUUGAGGUUAUCUCCCCUUCUACAGAGGAGGAAAUAACUCAUAUCUACGAAGCAAGAGAAGAAGAUAUUGACAUCGCAGUCGCUGCGGCAGAAAAGGCAUUCAAAUCUGACUGGUCUACUGGAGACCCAGAAGGUAGAGCUAGGACAUUGAUCAAGUUAGCUGAUUUGAUUGAAGCUAAUUCAGAAACUCUUGCCUAUAUUGAAAGUUUGGACAAUGGUAAGUCCUUAAUUUGUUCUAGAGGUGAUGUUGCAUUGACUGCAAUGUAUUUCAGAUCUUGUGCCGGCUGGGCUGACAAGAUUACAGGUUCCGUGAUUGAGACUGGUAGCAGCCAUUUCAAUUAUGUUCGUAGAGAGCCGAUUGGUGUAUGUGGUCAAAUUAUCCCAUGGAAUUUCCCACUUUUGAUGGCUUCUUGGAAAUUGGGGCCAGUUUUGUCUACUGGUUGUACUACUGUUCUUAAAACUGCCGAGUCUACGCCAUUGUCGGCAUUGUUCCUUGCAAAUUUGAUAAAGGAAGCAGGUGUCCCUGCAGGAGUUGUCAAUAUUGUCUCUGGUUUCGGUAAGAUCGCUGGUGAAGCUAUUUCCCUGCAUCCAAAAAUUAAGAAGGUCGCAUUUACUGGAUCGACUGCUACAGGUCGUCAUAUUAUGAAAGCUGCUGCUGAGUCUAAUUUGAAGAAAGUUACUUUGGAGUUGGGUGGUAAGUCACCGAAUAUUGUUUUCAAUGAUGCUGAUGUUAAAAAGACUGUCCAAAAUUUGAUCACUGGUAUUUUCUAUAACACUGGUGAAGUCUGCUGUGCUGGAUCUAGGAUCUAUAUUCAAGAUGGGAUUUACGAAGAAGUCUUAAGUGAAUUUAAGAAAGCUGCAGAAAGCGUUAAGAUUGGCAAUCCGUUUGAGGAGGGUGUUUUUAUGGGCGCUCAAGCUUCCUCUAACCAGUUAUCUAAGAUCUUGAAGUACAUUGAAAUCGGAAAAGAAGAAGGAGCUACUUGUCUCACCGGUGGUGCAAGGCUCGGCGAUAAAGGAUUUUUCGUUCAACCAACUAUCUUCUCUGACGUUGAAGAGAAUAUGAGAAUUGUUGAGGAUGAAAUUUUCGGACCCGUCGUUACUGUUAAGAAAUUUUCUACUGUUGACGAAGUGGUAGACUUGUCAAAUGCUUCUCAAUAUGGCUUAGCUGCUGGUAUCCAUACUGAAGACAUCAACAAAGCCAUCGAUGUUUCAAACAGACUUAACUCUGGUACUGUCUGGGUCAAUACUUACAAUGACUUCCAUCCAAUGGUUCCAUUCGGUGGUUACGGUCAAUCUGGUAUAGGUAGAGAAAUGGGAGCCGAGGCUCUUGAAGGCUACACCCAAGCCAAAGCUGUUAGGGUCGGCAUUACCAAAAAGAACUAA